AUGACACCCCACCAUCAGCAUCAACCCAAGCGUGACGUACAGCUUCACUCGCAUGAUUUUGAAUGGAAAGACCUUGCAAAGGAGUGUCAGGCUUAUGAAAAAGAUAGAGAAGAUACUGCAGACGAAAAGGACAAGCAAAAAUACUUAUGCGAGACACUAGAGCUGGCAAGAGAGGCCAAGGACAAGUGGGACACUUUUCACGAACGUAACAACGGCAAAGUAUACAAGCCUCGUAAUUACCUUGUAAAGGAAUUUCCAGAACUCUGUGCUGCACCGGAACGUCAAGUAGUAAAAGUACUUGAGCUUGGAUGUGGCUACGGUAGUGCAAUAUUCCCCAUUCUUGCUGCUUGUCCCAAUGUACACGCACAAGUUUGUGAUUUUAGUGCAUUUGCCAUUGACAUUCUUCAGCACAACCCCGAGUACGAUGCCACGCGAUGUCGCGCUUUCGUGUGCGAUAUUGCUCAGGAGGAGCUAGUAGGCGUUGCACCAGAUUCCAUUGAUAUUGUGCUUAUGGUCUUUGUAUUGUCGGCCUUGCCACCACAAUCGUUUGCCUGUGCUCUAGAAAAGAUUUUUGCCGUGCUACGACCUGGUGGAAUUGUUUGCUUUCGUGAUUACGGACGCUACGAUCUUGCCAUGAGGCGUAAUGCUAAGAAAUUGGCGCCGGGUCUGUACUACCGCAGCGAUGGUACCUUAGCAUCCUUUUUCUUGCGUGAAGAACUGGCCCAGCUGUUCGAGCAAGCAGGAUUUCGCAUGCUGGAAAAUGAAUACUGCACCGUUCGACUACGUAAUCGAAAGAAAGGAGUCAUGAUGGAUCGUGUUUGGCUGCAUGCCAAGCUUAAGAAACCAAUAGCUGCGAAAGGCAGUAAAGACACAUGA
Messenger RNA from Peronospora belbahrii, 876 nucleotides. The record is from the annotation of a GenBank genome assembly. NCBI's taxonomy places the organism in Eukaryota, Oomycota, Peronosporomycetes, Peronosporales, Peronosporaceae.